AUGGUUAUCUUGUGUGAUUAUGCUACAGUGAUUAUCAACACAAGCUCGGUCCCCUUCCCCCUGGCCCACCGGCUGACCAUGAAGGAGGUGUUCGACGCCGAGGGUCGGCCGCGGGUGGACCUGCUGAAGGCCCACCUCACCAAGGAGGGUCGCUUGGAGGAGGCCGUGGCCCUGCGCAUCAUCGACGAGGGCGCCGCCAUCCUGCGCCAAGAACGCACCAUGCUGGACAUCGAGGCACCCGUCACCGUGUGUGGAGACAUCCACGGACAGUUCUUUGACCUGAUGAAGUUGUUUGAGGUGGGAGGUUCCCCAGCCAACACACGCUACCUCUUCCUGGGGGACUAUGUGGACCGGGGCUACUUCAGUAUCGAGUGUGUGCUGUACCUGUGGUCGCUGAAAAUUCUCUACCCAAAGACCCUCUUCCUUCUACGGGGAAACCACGAAUGUAGACAUCUGACAGAAUACUUCACUUUCAAACAAGAAUGUAAGAUCAAGUACUCAGAGCAGGUGUAUGACUCAUGUAUGGAGGCGUUUGAUUGCCUGCCCCUGGCGGCCCUGAUGAACCAGCAGUUCCUCUGUGUGCAUGGGGGGCUCUCACCAGAAAUCCACACACUGGAUGACAUCAAGAAGUUGGACCGGUUUAAGGAGCCCCCAGCAUUUGGGCCCAUGUGUGACCUAUUGUGGGCCGACCCUCUGGAAGACUUUGGCAACGAGAAGACCCAAGAAUACUUCGGUCACAAUACAGUCAGAGGCUGCUCGUAUUUCUACAGUUACCCGGCGGUAUGUGAGUUUUUACAGACCAACAACCUGCUGUCAAUCAUCAGAGCGCACGAAGCACAGGAUGCUGGUUACCGUAUGUACAGGAAGAGUCAGACCACAGGUUUCCCCUCCCUCAUCACCAUUUUCUCUGCUCCAAACUACUUGGACGUCUACAACAACAAAGCGGCAGUACUGAAGUACGAAAACAACGUGAUGAACAUCCGCCAGUUCAACUGCUCUCCUCACCCAUACUGGCUGCCCAACUUCAUGGACGUCUUCACCUGGUCUCUGCCGUUUGUGGGAGAAAAAGUGACCGAGAUGCUGGUCAACGUCCUGAGCAUCUGCUCUGACGACGAGCUGAUGAACGAUGGCGACGAGCUCUACGACGCCAACGCCGCAGCAGCCAGGAAAGAAGUGAUUAAAAACAAGAUCCGCGCCAUCGGGAAAAUGGCCAAAAUGUUCUCUGUGCUACGAGAGGAGAGUGAGAAUGUGUUGACUCUGAAGGGGCUCACACCUACCGGCAUGCUGCCCAGCGGAGUGCUGUCCGGGGGCAAACAGACCCUGCAGAGUGCCACCAUUGAGGCCAUAGAAGCCAUCGAGACAGUUCAGGAUGCUGAAGCCAUCCGAGGCUUCUCCCCGCAGCACCGAAUCAGCAGCUUUGAGGAGGCCAAGGGUCUGGACCGGAUCAACGAGCGCAUGCCGCCCCGCCGCGACGCUGUCAACAGUGUGGGCUUAUCCAUGGGCCGCAUGAACAUGGCCGAGCCCAACGGCACCGACAGCAACAGCAAUAUACAGUGA
This is a messenger RNA of Lampris incognitus (smalleye Pacific opah), 1557 nucleotides long. Its product is annotated as protein phosphatase 3 catalytic subunit alpha-like. Gene Ontology annotation, cellular component: calcineurin complex; cytosol; cytoplasm. The transcript has 14 exons. Gene Ontology annotation, molecular function: calmodulin-dependent protein phosphatase activity; calmodulin binding. Gene Ontology annotation, biological process: calcineurin-NFAT signaling cascade. Lineage: Eukaryota; Metazoa; Chordata; Actinopteri; Lampriformes; Lampridae. The record is from RefSeq and is a predicted model, not a curated record. The coding region runs from base 1 to 1557 and encodes 518 amino acids.